Corticium candelabrum is the source of this 6953-nucleotide messenger RNA. RefSeq lists its product as uncharacterized. The record is from RefSeq and is a predicted model, not a curated record. Lineage: Eukaryota; Metazoa; Porifera; Homoscleromorpha; Homosclerophorida; Plakinidae. The transcript is spliced from 11 exons. Bases 19 to 6696 code for a protein of 2225 amino acids.
ACUAAGCAACUGUGUCAGAUGAAAGUGGGCAGCCACAUCGAGAGAGAAAUCCAGACUACAACAAACACUGAACCCAAAGAGUCUGAUACUCUCAUGCAGUUAGACGAAGUCGAUAAAAAACCGAAUCCCAAGAUAGCUCAGCUAAAGAAAAGCCAUAGUUUAGCAUUUCCUGAUGUUGAACAGCAACAAAAAAAUGAACGGAUUGUCGUGAAAAAAGCUAAGAGGAUGAAGUCAAGCUUGCCAUCUAUGACCAAAACUAAAGACAGAGAUAUUGAUGUAGCAAAUAAAUGUUUUCCAGCAUCGAGCAGUUGUGGGCAGGAUGAGAAUGCAGUUGGUAGAUCUUCAGAAAAGCAGUUGUCUGCAACAGCUACUCUACCUCAUACUAAUCUAUCUCAUACAAACUUUGAUGGCUCCUUGACUACGACUAGCUCUGAAUCCAGGAUGCUAAGGAGUAGUCAUGUUAUUAGAGACGAUAUUGUACCACUUGCAAGUGAAGAGUUGGUAUCAAACAAGUUGGACAAUGUAUCACGUUCCAUGUCCUUGCAUGGUGGUAAGAACUUGUCCAACAAGUGUGCGAGUUCUCAUUGUGAAUACGAGAGAAGUUUACAUCAUGUGCAUAGUAGUAACGACGUAUGUGAUACCAACUCUCAACGUGUCAGUAAUGAGUUAUUAAAAGACUCUCUAAUGGCUCAACCAUCAUUUUCUGUUUCCAGGAGGAAAGCAGCGACUCCAAGAGAGGCAAGAACAUUGAGACGAAGUGGACGUUUGAAUACAAAACCGACAGACAAAUGUGGCUCAGCGUCAGACAGUGUUGAGAAAUGUGAUUCAUGUUGGAAGUCAAGUGGUAUUGGCACUCAAACUUGUUUAGAGGAUGAUACAUUGGAGGCUAACAUUUCUGAUAGCUCAAACGAUUUGGUCAUUAUGAACCCUCCUACUGCUAGCAGUAGUUGUUCUGAUGAUGAUGACGCUGCGUUACAAAGUUGGAAGUCAUUUAAUGUAUUGCACAGUGUUCCAUGUGUUGCAACAGGCACUGUAGUACAGAGAGAUCAUGAGCUUGAGAGUGUAUCUUUACUCACGGCGAAUGACAAUGGACCUGAAGUUACAGUUGAAGAGAGUGAAUUCCAAUGCCCAGUGCAUCCAAUGAAGGAGUCUGAUAAGAGCGGUGUGGAAGGCAAUCAAUGUGUAGGUGAGAGAAAUGAUUACAAGGACUUUGUUGAUUCCAAAAUUGGUGAGCAUAGUGUUAGUUGUUUGCAAGAGAAACAAGGGUGUGAUAAAUCUGACAAGCCUUUUGAAAAGGCAUCGUUCUUAUUGAGCGAUGAUGAUGAGUCAAGAGAUAGGUGUGUUUCUGGCCCAGCUAUCUCUCUCAGCAGUGAUAUGCUACUCGGUUUUGAACACAUAACUAAUGUCACAGCAAAAGUGAAUGAGGGUCAGUUGGUGGUAGGACAUCAACCUCUUACUCAUUGUGUAGCUCACGUUAACUGUAAGAAAGAUAUGCAUACUGAUCAGAAAUUGACUGGAUCUGAAGUGGCUGUUGGGACGGUUGAUGGAUCUGAGGUAGCAGCAGGACAAACUCUGAGAUCAGUUUGUAAACAUGCAGAUGUGGUUACAGCAACAGAAAGCAGUGUCAAGUCUGGAGAUGCUAAGAUCAUAAAUAAAGCGAAGAAAUGUCAAAGACAAGGGAGACGUGAUCGACAGGCAGUGAAUAACAGUAUCGGAAUAGACCAACAGAAGAUCACAGAACAGAAGCUGAAAAAGUCUGUCAAUGUGUCAUGCAAAGAGGCAAGAAUUGAUAGUGCUGGUAGAACUGAAGAAUUAUUAGACUUGGAUGACAUGCCUCUUAUUGCAUUGCUCGCAAUAGAGAAAGAAAUGGAUGCUGGUCAUACGUUGCAUAAGAUUACUCACGAGGAACAUGAGACAUUAACAGAUGAGAAGGGAGCAGAUAGAGUACCAAAUGUUACUGAGAGGCACAGUAAUGCUAUAGACAACAAAGUUAGUGAUGGUACUAGAAACAUGCCUAAACUACUUGUAAAGAAAGUUAAACUAGUUCGCAACUGGAAAAACAAAACCAACAAGGAAGGUCUGAGAAGUGGUAAACAGAAAGCAGACCAUCAGAUGGACUCAACCAAGGAAGCAAGAGACCAGAGUGUUAGUUGUGCUGAUGAGGCUCAUUUUGUAUCUGACAGUGGGCAGUUCUCUGUAGAAAACGAGACAUUGGCCACUGGUAAGCUAUCAGUGACAAGUGAUUCUUCUGUUCGAGGUGGUAGCUCAGCUGAUAGUGAAACAGCACAACUCAUAGAUUUGAACGGUGAUCAGGAAGUUCUUAUCGAUCCUUAUUCUACACAUGCGAGUACAGACAGUGUAAAGCUGUCACAGGUGUUCGAAGAAUCGGUUGAACAAAGUGAACAAGCCAGUUUAUCUGAAUUGAGAGAUGAAUGCUUGGUAGGUUCUCAGUCUGAAAUUACAAAUGCUGGAGUUACUAAACCUGCAUUGCAGUACGAGUGCAUUGAUGCAGAUGAAGAUGCCACAAACUGUCGUAGUGAGAGUACAGAAGAGCAUCAGUCAUCUAAUAGAUAUUCUGAUGACGUUGUCGGAGCCACUAAAUUCUUUAAACCUGAGAGCACUGAGGCAUCUCACAAUUUUAUGUCAAAUGGUGACUUUGUAGAUGACAACCAAUGUGAUGUGAAUGCUGGCGUGGAUAAAAAUGUCACUAGUCAUUUAGUUACACCAUGUAGGCGGGAUGUUACCUCGGAUAUUGUUGCAAUACAGCAUACAUCAUACGGUGAUGGUAAAUUGGACGAUGACGAUGACGAUCGAAUCUCUAUUCAUGCUGAUGAUGAUGACCUUAAUGAUAUUCUCCCUACAGAAAAACACACAAGAACGCCACCUGUUGAUUACAGCAUGGAGUCAAGUGAACCAGCAGAGAAUGCUAGUACAGAGGAGCUGGCAUCUAAUGAAGAUGAGCUUCACAGUAAUACUAAUGAGCAUCCUUUUCAUGUAUGUGACUCUUCUGCAACAUCAAAUACGGACUCAUUCUUAUUACAAGCAAAUUUGGAUUCAUCACAACAGUCAACAACUGAUGUUGUAUUGCCCUUAAUUGUUAGUGCUUCUUCAGAAGCAAACGAUGCAUUAUUGCUUGGAUGGGCAAAUGAUGAACUGCAAAAAGAUGCUACUGAUGAGUUAUCUCAGUCAAAUGACCAAACAACUUCGAACUUGCAAGACUGUUUGCCUCAACUGUCUUCUACCAGCAGACCUCCAUACUCACCCCAUAGUGUCUCUUCCACACCGUCUUCUCACUAUCUGACUCAAUUGGAAUGUGUUGGUAAGAAGUUCUUAGAUUCUCGUGGAUUUGGAUCUCGGGGAGGACUAAGACUGUUGUAUGAAGAGAGUUGUAUGUUGCUCAAUUCAAAGUCUCAUGUAGGUAGGUGGAUGCGACGGAACAGGGUGUGCAAAUUUGAACUGUUGCCUGCACGCUGUCGAAAAAAUAAUACACCUGAAGGCUGUUUCAUACAAAAUCAUUACACUAUAGAAGAGAUGGCCGAUAAACUGGGUUGGGCUUCUAUUCUCGCUGUGUUUCUCGAUGAGUUUCGUGAUGCUCUGAAGAAGUAUCCAAAAGAAGAAUUGGAUGCACUGUUUAUCGAAAAUAGUACAAGUAGUCAUUCUGAAAGUCGACAACCACCACAACUAGCUGAUUCAAGUUUGCCUUGCCUUCUGGAAAAGCAAACUGAUCUUGAUUGCAUGGAUACUAUGCAGCACUGGUCUUUUAUACAGGAUUGCAAAAUGAGGGGAAUUCCUUUGAAUGGUACAGAUUACUUCCAGCUGUUGGAGAAAGUUUAUCACUCACCGGAAUCGAAUGUCGAUAUUGGACUGAAAUGUUUUGAAUGUUUGGGAGAAUUUGACUGUCAGUCAGGUUACGAGUUUGGUCUGAUCAUCUGUCUGUUGUGUCGAAGUAAGAGAGCAGAUGAGGCGUUUGAGAUGUUUGAAGUGAUGGUUAAGAGGAAUUUUGUUUCAACUUCUGAGAGUAUUUUUCAACUUCUUGAGGUUUCUCUUGCUAGUUCUGACAGGUUUGUGGAGCUGAUGGAAUUCACACUAAGACACAGCUUACUGGAUGUCAGAAUAAGUUUACUGCUAGCGGCAUUCUUCUACCAAGCUGAAGACAGGGCAGCAUACUCUGAUCAACUUUGGUCACUUGUGAACGAGAUUAAGAUUAAACAGCUCAUCCUUCCAGUAUUCACUUACAUUCAUUUGAUUGAAAUAUUUUACGAAAUCAAGUCUGUUAGUGGAAUUGUUGCUGUUCUAAAUUGUGAUGCACUCACUAAUGUGAUGCUAUCUCUUGAUAUGGAACUAAUUCGUGGAACUAUCAGUUUGGCAGUUGAACAGAAAAUGAAUGAAGCUACUGUGUUUCUGUACACAUCUUUGACACCUAAUCAGCAAUACAGUUUGCCUUCUAACAUAAUUGAGAAGCUGUUUAUUUGUUUUUGUGAUUUUAACUGCGGUCAACUGGUGGACGCUGUCAGCUACAUGAUACAUGAAUUGAGCACACCGUGGAGCUCUGGCAUGUACGUCUCAUACAUACACUGGUUGUGUAGAUCAAACAGAUCACCUCAGGCAUUUGACUGCUACAAGGAAAUGAUUCAAUAUCUAAACAUCAAAGGUCAAGACGCACAACUUGUGGAGUUUAUAGUGGACAGUGCUGAUCAACUAAUUGCACAAGAGUUGGCACUUCAUGCAUUACAAAUUGGAGUCAAGCUUUCAGCCGAACUUGUAAAUAGAAUAAUGCAAUGGUGUCAAGAGCAGAAGCACUUCAAUGGCCUAGCGAAUAUCUUGCUUGAGAGUAUCAAAACAGGGAUUGAUAUCAAGCUUUCUUGUUAUGGUGAUUUGAUGGAUGUAGUGGUCAGAGAGUGUUGUGAUAUUGGCUGGAAGAUAUUCAUGGUGCUAAGAAAGAAUAGAACAGCCGAACAAGCAAGCUCUUUCUCUCGUCUCAGCUUUCGGCGCCUCAUCAAAUAUUUGACGAUAUGUGUUGGGGCAAACAGCCCUGCUUGGAGUGUUGCAGCAGCCAUAUAUUGUGACGUCAUUGACUCAGCAGAAUCAAUACCAUCGGAUGGUCGAGAACCUGCUCUUCGUCGUGUUAUGGUACCUGCCUUGGCACGUGAUCCGAACCAGUGUAGUGCUCUGUUUACAGACUUUGUAAUUAUGAUUAAAACAUGUCGUCAGGAAGACGAUGGAGUGAUUGGAGAUUAUCCGUCGUACGACCUGUGGGAAAGUGACAACAUUGUUUUAAGUCGAAUUGGUCUCGAAUUACUGACAGUGUGUAAACAUGAGGGAUUAUGGGAAGAAGGCUAUCGUGUUCUUUUCUCUUUACAUUCGUGUCGAUUGUGUUAUUUGAAAGCCGCGCCGUUUGGAACAGAGCACGAAGAGAUCAGUGUUUGUAAAAUGGGUUCACUGGCUGUUGAUAUUUGCUUGCAAGUCCAGCUUCCUAACAAAGCGGAGGCUCUUAGACUUGUGUUGAAUUCAACAGGUUGGGCUUGUCCUCCAGAUGGCCACUUCAAACCGGAAGAAAAGCAAGAGCAUACUAUGACUUUAAAGAGUGUUGCUGAUUGUGCAUUGGUGUUGAAUGAACCAGCAUUGGCAUUAGAAGCAAUUCAGAAGAUAAAAGAUAGCGAGGGAAAUUUCAUCAGUGCAAUGUGCUCUGAUUUGAUAACAUAUGGUCUCGACAUUCGCAAUGAUGUUUGUCUCUGUUUGGAAGCUUACAACGUUGCUGAACAGCAGAACAUACGUCUUCCACCAGUCGUCGUUUCGUCGCUUGUGGCAAACCUUGCGUCUACAAAUCGACUGCCUUUGGCAAGGCAAGUUUUCUUAUUUGGGCUUUCUAGUGGUGCUCUGGCUGUGCAUGGUACUAGAAAUGAGCCUUGGAAUGUUGCUAUUCAGCCCGACUUUUCAGAAACUGUGAUAGUAUUUGCUGUCGAACGUCAGCUGUCUUUGAUGGCUCAGCAUAAAGUCCAUCGAAGUGAACAACUGAUUAUUGAAGUGCCUGUUAACGACGACAAUGGUGAAAUUGCUAAUCGAAUAAGCAAUGUUUUGUCAACUAGAAUGACCCCACCAUUGUAUGCAACUCAUUUUCCUGAUACAAAGGGGGAGCUUGUUGUCUCUCGUGAAUCACAGACAUUUUGGUUUUCUGUUCAUCCCGAUGCUGCCACUUGCUGGUUGACUGGCAAAGCCUUAUUUCAAAUUCCUUCUUUGAUGUCAAGCCCUAAACCGGUUGAUGGGAAGAGCGAUGAAUCAGAUUUAGUUUCUCCCACCCACUGGGACUGUGGGGCAUCAGACAAUCCUUUUAUGUCAUACAAUCAAUCUUGUGAAGGUGCUUCUACUGUAGAUGACAAAACACCAACAACAGCUUCACACGGUGGUGAUGGCUCUGACUUGCCAAUUGCAAAGAAACUGAUGCUUGACAAAUUGAAGAUGGACGUUAGUAGUCGUGUAUGCCAUCACCUUACACCUUACUACAACCGAAACCAGAUUGAUUCACUUGAUAGUUUUCGUCAUCUGGCAAGCAAAAUCACCAAUCGAGUGUUUGAGAACGAGCGUCGCUUUGCCAAACGAACUGGACAGCCAGCAGAGUUUACAGAGGCAACUGAACGGGAAGUUGUGGCUAGGGUACAAAAAUUUUUCAAGAAAUAUCAUGUUUAUAAGAAGAGAUGACCUAAGUGAAUGUUCUGUUCCUUUGACAGUUGAUUUUAAGUUUAGUGAGAGGCUGAUGAGAAAGAACUGUUUGAACUCACUUAAGCUUGUUUGGUUUUUAGUUAGAAGCGGUGACUUCUCGGAUGGAAUAUGAAACUGUGUCUGGUUUGUACAUUGUAGGUUGAGUAAGUGUUAAGCUAUUUAUGAUUCAGCAGCAGAUGUAUAAUAAAAAUUCAGCACCAGAUUAUAGAAGGAAGUGUGCAGCAAGAGUCUGCUAG